UCUCUGCAAUAUGCAAUGCUGUGAUGUACUUCACCAGCCAUCCAUAUCUGUGGUGAGUCCGCCAUGGCCUUGUGGCUAUUUGCUGGCAUUUGGGGCAGUUGGUUUCAGACCACCGCUGCAGUCAGACCCAACUUGGGUUCUGGCUUUGUAUUCGUAAAUGAUGAUCGUGCUCAGUGCAUGAGACAAGACAACCUGGACAUCGCAGGUGGGGAUGAGGCAAAUCACCGCUACAUCCUUCGCGAAGUUUAUAGCCCUAGUCCAGCCAAUCCGCAGAGUGAUAUCUACUUUCUAUGCGAGGAGUUUGAAAUCACUUCCAUCAAUGCAGAAUUGAGCAUUCGAAGAGUCCAGCGCAAUGAGUUCGAGUUUGAGUUGAACGGAGCACUCCCCCACAAAACCCCAGGCCGAAGCAAAAACAUGGGUCAGGCCAAUUUUGUGAUGAAAGGCUUCGAGCUGGUUACUGGAAUGAAAAUCGCUGACUGGGCGGCGGACUUUGCCGCCAAUCGCGACGUGCUCCGCAAGGGGCAGCGAGGUACCAUGAGCUUCUCACUGUCGGGCCGUGUGCGCGCGACGAUUCUGAAGGGUGUUUGGGAAGCCGAACUCGUGAGGGGUUCGGAGAAGGUGGACCACUUUGAGCUGACGAUUCAUAGUCAGUGGGUUAUUGACAAAGUCCUGCGAAGCUGGGGGAAGUUGAAAGAACUGAUCGUGAACAAACUCUUUGAACUUCUCAAGACUGCAAUUCCCAUCAACCUCUUGGCAUCUUUGCACUACUUGCCCUUCAAUCCAGAACUCCCGGAUGAGCAGCAAAACUUUUACAUCGAGGCGAAUCUGAUCCUCAAAGGGGGGACGGACGCAAACAGAACUCUCAACCUUCAAGUGCCAGGGUAUGUGCGGAUGUAUGCCAGACCUGCCGCACUGUUGGAUGUUUUGAUGAGAAACUUCAAUGUCAAGGAGAUGGCACGCGAUGCAGUCAUCAGUUUUUUUCAAGACCCAGAGACCAGGGAGGCCUUUAAAGAAAGCCGGGAGACCUUCGCGGAGAACUUGCACCAAUAUCGAUUUGUUGUCAGCGAAUCCUUGCUGAAGCUGGUGGCAGAAGCCGAACAUCUUGAUGAGUUGAUGCCAUUGCUUCUGAAUGCAGCAGAAGAGAGGGCCAAUGAUUUGUUACUCAAGGUGUUGGAUCCUUUGGUACAAGCACAUGCUGCUGGAACAUCUGGGAUUUUCAAGAGGUUGAAGGUCCACUUUCGCGGCCGUGGCGGAUGGAAGACAGGUGUCAACAAUGGGCUUUUUGAGGGCUACCUGCGGCCAUCGUUUUCGAGGAAAAAUCAGGAGGCUGUCGUUCAAAUGAACCGCAGCCUACUGGGAGCCUUCGGCCUGCGAGAGCACCUUCUUGAGCCAAUCGCAAACGCAGAGAGUUGCGUAAUUGAAAUGAACGGUUUCGUGUUUGACAUCAACUCCCUGCGCCUGGAAUCUGGCCUGGUGCAGAACUGCAGAAGGUCUAUGGACAACAAGUCCGCAAUUGCUUGGGAGGUUCGCAUAGCUGAGUUCAGCAAUGCUCUCCUGCGUUUGCCAGCAGUGUUCCGGCGGACCUUCGAAGCCUCAAGUGCCAUUCUUGGAGUCGAACUCAAACCUGAUGGGCGAGUUCUGUUCACUGCGCAUAAGGAUGGCCUAACAUUCAUACAAAAAGAGAGGUCGGUGAAGCCGCCGGUUCCCUUGAAGAACCGCCCAGAGGAGAACAGCUUGUUGGAUGGUGCUGUGCCAGUCACCUUCCAAAGGCCGGCUGAAGUGAAUCCCCAGGGAGAGAAGGGGUUCGUGGAUAGAUUUGACGGAGCAGAGAUGACUGUGCACUUUGACCUUUGGGGGACAGCCGAAGACACCAUUGGGCUAGAGAUUGGGACCUUUGCUGAUACCGUCAUCGAUGUGGAAAUGAUGCUUGGAGAUGUCCUUGCGCCACGGUCACGGCAAGACUUUGGGUACGUGUUUGAAACUAACCUAUUCCACCACUAUUCUGGCAGGCAACUGUUCUCUACUCUUGUGAUGGCUGUGCUUCACUGUGGUUAUUUCUCUUGGCCUCUGAAUGAACAUGGCAGCGAUCGCCUUUCGAGUGAGUACCUGUUGGAUAUUGAUCUUUUCUCGGUCAUGGCCGAAGGAUCCACCUCUGUAGACUCUAAAAGGCAGUCGGACGGCAGUUUUUGCCUCGAAGUGCGCUACAAGAAGCAAAACUCAAACUCAUGGUUUUGGGGAAAGGAAGUUGCAGCCAUCCACCACCUGUGUGGGACUCAGAAUGCGGUGACGCGAAUGGCCACUGCAAUCAGCGUGCAAAAGGUUCGCUUCAGGGAUCCCAGAGCAACUUAUUCGGAGUGGAACUACGGAUCACAUGAAGCAGGCAAAGAAGGAUACCUACUCAAGGAUGGCCAAGUGCAACGGAACCUGGUGGAGGUGAUGAAAGAUCGGGAGGAGGAGCAUUAUCUCGGCACUCAAAAAAGUGUUCAUGCCGCGCUGAAGGCAGCCGCAGCGACCCUGGAGGUAAACCACUCCGAGGAAGUCGUGGUGCCGGCGGCAAGCUCCGUGCUUUCAAAGGACACCGCGGAGGAUGUCAGGAGUCACCAAACUGCAGUGCCUAUCACUACUGGAAGCAGUGAGAGUCAAGAUUGUCGUGCUGAGGAGCUGUUGAACCUGCACUGGCCGCCUGAAAAAUUUGGCGACGCAGUGUUGCGGAAGGCCUUCCCCACCAAAGCCCUGGGGAUUGUGUAUGUGAUCAUACAGCAAAUGCAAUUGGUGAAAUUUGAUUUGCGUGGAACACUCCGACGCAGUGAUGAUACCACCUUUUCUUUGAUGUUGAGUGGUCCUGAUAAUGGACAGGCUUUUGUUCAGAUGUACCUUGAUGGAAUCGACUUUUCUGCGCCCAAGUCGAAUGUGCCUGGCUUCGUGCGUCAUGCAAGUGUGCUGGAUCAUGUGUUUCGACCCAUGGAGCAUCAUGCGCGUAUGGGCACGGAAAGAGCUGGAGGCCUGAACAGGGGGCCACUGUGGGUGAAGUUUAAGAUGCUGGUGGAGUUUCAGAUGAAGAACGGCCACUGGGAAGUGAAGCCCGGCGCCUUGUCAGACGUCGAGAUCACCUUUGGAAACGGCGGGGCUGUGGAGUCCAUGAUCAACACCUUGCUGGACAUCUUCGGCAAGGUGGACGAGCUGCUGCUGGAGACCCUGUGGCCCAUGGUGGUGAACUACUUCCCGGAGGAUGUGGUGCAGGCCUUGGAAGAGGUGAGCAAGAAGGAUGGCCAGUUGGCCCAUCAUUUCAAGAUCCUGGCGCAGUGUCAGAAGCAGAUUGGUGACAGAUGUGGCUCUGACAGAGUGGAUUUCUUCAUCAAGGAUCUCACCAAUGUGGACGUGGCGGCAUCUACAGUGCUGCCGAUGUACCUGUCGAAUCUGUCUCCUAGCAAGGACGCCAUCGAGGAGUCCUUAGCACUGACUCUCUUGAACUCCUACGUGAACUGCACCUUGGAACACGCAAUGGCUGGGAAGAGUGGUGAAGGUGGUCCUUUGCAGGACAUGCUUGGGCAAGCCAUCGUUAGUCUGGCAAUGGACGACAACACACGCGCUCAGGUGAACGUUUCUACGCAAGCCGUGGCUCCUGUGAAGAUGUUGCGCUGCUUCUUGGGCGACCGGGUCUUGACUGGGCUCCUUCCAAAGGAACCCUCCAAGUCACAGCUGAAAGGAGCAGUGAAUCUUCGGCAGAAAGAGCUUAACAUCUCGAAGGUGCAGCUGCAAAGUUUUCGACUUCCCUUCGCCGUCAACGGGAAAGAGGAUGCCAUCGAGCUCAGUGCAACUCUCAGCAGGGCGGAAUUGGUCCUCAACGAGUCAAAAGGCAUGAUGGAGACUGUUGUGGGGCAUGUGGACCUUGAACUUGAUGCUGCCAAGGGCUUGAUUCUCCGAAGGAUUACGGAUGGAUAUCCCCUGCUGUCCAUGGAUGUCUCUCCAAAUUUCCUGGAGAGUGUCUUUCGUGAAGUGGGCGCCAAAUGGGCCACCCCAAGAAAUGUCAGGACCGGUGCCCACUCCUUGCCGACUGGCAGGAUUGAUGACAAAUGGAAAAGGCCACGGGCGCAGCCAGCACAGAGCCUGGAUUUCCAGCAGCUGCUGGUGAAAGCCCACACCAGCGUCGGAGUGCGAUUCUCAGAGCGGGAGCAAAAGCCGCAGCCGGGGGAAGAGCCUCAGGAACAUCUUCAAGCUCAAACGUCGCUGAUACUCCAUGCCACCAUCGACAUGAACUCGUUCUUCUGGCGAGCCGCGUUGAACAGGAAGCAGCGCGACUAUGGGUUUGUGUUCGCGUCAGUAGUUGGUGCUUGGGGUCUGAAAGCUCAGGGUCUGCCAAAGCAAGCUGCAUUCCUACAGAUAAGCUGCGACCAGAUGCAAAUCUUUGAGCUUCCAGGCAAAGGACCCUUCGAUCAGCAGGUUUAUUCGAAGGAUCUCCAUGAAAUGUUCAUUGAGACUGGCACUCCAGAGUUUGAACGCGCUGGAGAUAAGAUCUGUUGGAAAGUGCAGUUGAAUGUGAACACUUGGUUUCAGGAUCCUAACUACCAAUUUUGCGGCAACGUGGAAGAGAUGAUAUCAAUCCAGCAAGCCUUGCACCUCCAACUCACUCGCUUAGCCUCUGUGCUCGAGGCACAAACCGAAGCCAAGGUGGCCGAUGAAGAAUCCACCAAGACUACGGGCGUCCGCUUUACGGGCGAAGAGGAAGUCUUCGGUGACAGCACCUGGUUUCGGCGCUAUAACGCCUUGGACACCUCCAGUUGGAGCCCAGAGAUACCUGUAGAUUAUCAAAAGGUUGAGACCCCACUGCAACGCUGGCACGAGGCUGUACGGCAAGUGACCUGAGAAAUCCUGAGAAA
Messenger RNA from Cladocopium goreaui, 4877 nucleotides. The record is from the annotation of a GenBank genome assembly. NCBI's taxonomy places the organism in Eukaryota, Dinophyceae, Suessiales, Symbiodiniaceae.